This is a messenger RNA of Ipomoea nil (Japanese morning glory), 750 nucleotides long. RefSeq lists its product as uncharacterized. The transcript has a single exon. The coding region runs from base 1 to 750 and encodes 249 amino acids. NCBI's taxonomy places the organism in Eukaryota, Viridiplantae, Streptophyta, Magnoliopsida, Solanales, Convolvulaceae. The record is from RefSeq and is a predicted model, not a curated record.
AUGUCAGAGGUAACAAACACGGCGUUUGAUGUUACACCAGUUCAACCACUCACUGGAGGUUUAAACUACAAGAUAUGGGCUACAAAAAUGAUUAUGCUCCUGGAAUCGAAGGAUGUGGACUACGUCCUUUUUGAAUAUCCUGUGAAGUUCAACAUGGCAGUUAUACAGCCCACUAUGCAGAUCACAGCUUCAUCUGCAUCGACAGACCCGAAGUCUACAGGUGCAUCCAAAGACCCAAAGUCACCAUCAGCGCAAGCUUCAUCAGCUUCCAAGGCAAUUCGGAUAAAAUACGAGAAAGAUAACAAGACUGCUCGGACAACCAUUCUCCAACGUGUUAUUACUGACCCGUUGUUCGACAUGUUUUUAGAAUACAAGUCUGCAAAGGUAAUUUGGGAUUUAAUGAUUGAGAAAUACGGUGUUGAUGAUGUAGGGAGACGCAAAUAUGCUGUGGGUCGUUGGUUACACUUUAAAAUAGUAGACACCAAACCUGUAAUCGAGCAGGUACACAAGUUUGAGAAUCUUGUCGGUGACAUGAAGGUAGAAGGUAGCAUAGUUAAUGAAGUUGUCCUGUGUGACUCCUUGAUUGACAAACUGCCUGAUUCAUGGGUGGACCUCAAGAACAAAAUGAAUCAUGACCGAAGAAAUUACACACUACAACAGCUGAUAAAUAGCGUGAAUAUCGAGGAAGAGAAUCGCCUGGUUCAAAGGUCUGUUAUUCUUACUGACAAUGUUAAAGCCAAUAUUUUUUAA